CCGCCCUCGCCGCCGCCUGGCCUCGCUGCUAGUCCAGCGGAUCUGAAGCCGGCCCCAGGCCGCCUCCCCUCCGCCUGGCCUCGCUGCGCGCCACCAUGGACAGUCCCGUUUUCCCCUGGUAAAGAUGGCGGUGCGCGAUCGCUGCAACCUUUAGACUAAUGACUGUCCGAAACAUCGCCUCCAUCUGUAAUAUGUUUCUGCAGGACCCGUCUCCAGCCUUUGGGUCCCCAGGGUGUACCCAGCUGGCACCCCCACUUGUGAAAGCCUUAGGGAGCUCAGCUUGGGGGCACCAAUGCCUCUGCUCUGGAAAAAGACAUUGGUCCAGAGCAGUUUCCGAUCAAUGAACACUACUUUGGAUUGGUCAAUUUUGGAAACACAUGCUACUGUAACUCCGUGCUUCAGGCAUUGUAUUUCUGCCGGCCAUUCCGGGAGAAUGUGUUGGCAUACAAGGCCCAGCAAAAAAAGAAGGAAAACUUGUUGACGUGCCUGGCAGACCUUUUCCACAGCAUUGCCACACAGAAGAAGAAGGUUGGCGUCAUCCCACCAAAGAAGUUCAUUUCAAGGCUGAGGAAAGAGAACGAUCUCUUUGAUAACUACAUGCAGCAGGAUGCUCACGAAUUCUUAAAUUAUUUGCUAAACACUAUUGCGGACAUCCUGCAGGAAGAGAAGAAACAGGAAAAACAAAAUGGGAAAUUAAAAAAUGGCAACAUGAACGAGCCGGCAGAGAACAAUAAACCAGAGCUCACCUGGGUCCACGAGAUUUUUCAGGGAACACUCACCAACGAAACCCGAUGCUUGAACUGUGAAACUGUGAGUAGCAAAGAUGAAGAUUUUCUUGACCUCUCUGUGGAUGUGGAGCAGAAUACCUCCAUCACCCACUGUCUGAGAGACUUCAGUAACACAGAAACACUGUGUAGUGAACAAAAAUAUUAUUGUGAAAUGUGCUGCAGCAAACAGGAGGCCCAGAAAAGGAUGAGGGUAAAAAAGCUGCCUAUGAUUUUGGCCCUGCACCUAAAGAGGUUCAAGUACAUGGAACAGCUCCACAGGUAUACCAAGCUGUCUUACCGGGUGGUCUUCCCUCUGGAGCUCCGACUCUUCAACACCUCCAGUGAUGCUGUGAACCUGGACCGCAUGUAUGACCUGGUGGCUGUGGUUGUUCACUGCGGCAGUGGUCCUAACCGUGGGCAUUAUAUUACCAUUGUGAAAAGUCAUGGCUUCUGGCUUUUAUUUGAUGAUGACAUUGUAGAGAAAAUAGAUGCUCAAGCUAUUGAAGAAUUCUAUGGCCUGACAUCAGAUAUAUCAAAAAAUUCAGAAUCUGGAUAUAUUUUAUUCUAUCAAUCAAGAGAAUAACUGAAGGACUUGGGGCUAAUCCAAGUGGGGGAAAAUAUUCAAAGCACUAUUACCUUGUUUGUCUGCAGACCUUCCCCAGUGGUCCACUAAUGUAAUCACUCCGAUUUUCACUGGUCUGACCAUGUUAAACUUCCUUCCCUUGUGCUUCUACAUGUAGCACUACUCCUGGGUUUAUUUUGGUCUGAGGUAGAGUUAACUGCAAUCAGUAAGAUUUAUAUGAAUAACAGUUGCUAAUUUUUAAGGUUUGGGUGAAGGCUCUGCCACUCAUUGUGUCUGGCUCAAUUAGAAUGACGUUUCCUAUGAAUGUCGCAGUCCAUUUUGAGUGUUUGCUGGACUUCCUAAGUGAUUUCUGGGAUGUCCUUCCCAUGCAUUCCUUUAACGUGUCCUUGGAAGUCUUCCUUCCCACUGUUAGCUUGUCAGCUUCUUCUGACAGAAGGAUUGGGUAGGUAGAUGCUCACUUUUUAGGGCUGCAACUAUAGCUUUAAGUUUGUGAAAGUGAAAAUGUUUAGAAGUGAGUGACCUCGAUACUGAAAUAUUCAUCCUUCACAGUGGAAGAGGGUGAAGAGCUGUUUGUGGUGGCUAGUGUUGGCACUGGGCUGUGCUUACCUAGCCAUUCGAAUUCCAGGGGCUAAGAUGUUAUGGAGCUCAGGGCAGGCAAGGCCAAGAGGAAGUUUUUGUGGACAGUGCAAAGUUGCUUUUGUUAUCUUUCUACCAAAACCCAAGUUUCAGGAAAAUAACUCAUUUUGGGUGACAUUUUUCUUCUGUCAGGUCCUGUAGUUGUAUUUGUAUUUAUCCUAUAUCUGGCACUGCUAAAGUUUCCAAGUCAUCUUUCCAAUCCUGCUGAUGUUCUGCAGUCUGUGGUCUCAGGGCUGAGACCCCAUCUUGACUGCCUUGGCGUAACUCCCAUUAGCCGGUCAGCACUGACAUCCUGGAUCAGGAGUAGCAAAAGCUCUACACCUUGACCACCAUCAGCAGAUUGUACAGCUUAAUUUUUUUUUUAAACAUACUCAGUCUGUUUACGGAGGCACUGGCAAGUCCCAGGGCUAAAACAAACCCUCCCUGGAGGGAAUGCUGGAGUGAGCUGGGUGUGAGGCAGUCACAGGAAGUGUUGGGGGGUGGGUGGAGGGAGGAACAAGAUGGCGACUGUUUCUCUGGCUCCGAUACCUAGAAUGCUUGACAAGAGAGUUUUUGGAAGAACCUCAUCUCACUACUUUUCACUUUUGUUAUGUAUGUAUUUAUUAGAGCAUUUGAAUAUUGGUACCUUCUCUUAAAAGGGUCAAUUUGGUGUUUUACCGUUCAGCUGGUUUUGAAUUUCCUACAGAUGCUAUGAGUCACAGAUCUUGGCUUUGGGGGUCAUCAGUUGACUUCCAUACACUCAAAUAUACUGUGAACAUGUUAUGUUGUUACCUAACACAUCAGCGAGCAAACAUGCAAACUCUUGGCAUAAUGUGAACUAAAACUGAAAUUGAAACUGUCAGUGGCCAUUUUGCAACAAUGAAGAGGAUAGCACUUUAUCUAGAUGAAAACUGGAUUUCUUAUUUUUGAAAUAUCUUGAACUGUUUCUUGCUCAGAACCUAAGCAUGCCAAUACUUCAUUUGUCCAUGCUUGAAGUGAAAUGUUCUACUCUUCACUGGAGAAGCCAAAACAGGGUGAUCCUCAUACUAUUGUUUUAUGCAACUGAUGAAAAUGUACCUUACCUUGGUGAGAGGCAAAUUCGUAUUUAUAAAUAUUUUGUCUUUUUUUCCCCUCCAUGAAACAUAUGUAUUAAUUACUUACCUGGGAAAUGAGCCUUUGUUCUUUAAGAAGAGGCGCUUUCCAAAUGAAGGUCGUUGAUGUAGAGAAAUGUUUGUACCACACAGAGCCCAAAUACUUGAUUGCAAGUUACAAAGGUUAAGAGAAUGAUGAUUGAUCUCUAAUAUAUUUGGAAUUGAUUCAUAAGAGAAAAACUAUUAAAAUUAUCUUGAAAAAACUCUUGAAGCUAAUUUAUUAGACAACAGUGUUUCAACUGGAAGCCUUCAAUGCUGUUACAGUUUCAGCUCAUAUUUUAUUUUUCUUUCCCUUUUUUUUGUAGCAUGUAAAGUUUUCCUCAGUACUUUAACUGAAAUCUUUGCUUUUAAUAGAAAAAUGAAAAUUAAAAUUCAGUAUUGUGGAUAGAUUUUUGGAGUAGAAAAGGAUAAGUAUGGAAAAAAAUUGCACAAGGAGUCAAAUGGCUGUGUGGUGCAGGAAAGAAGGUUGUACUAAAACCAAGCACAUUCUCCAUCAAUACUCCAUCAAUUUUUAAAGAUUCAGAACUAUUUGGAAAUCACUUACUUCUUCAGUAAACAAAACAAACACUAGGCAGCUAUGUCAUCCCUCCCCCCAUCAUUUUUAUGUUGGGAAAUCAUGUUCUAACUUAUCCCUCAUUCCUAGCAUCCAGCAGAGGAUGGUGGUAUGAUAUGUGAGCCAUUCUGUUGUCACAGCGAUAGCACAAAGACCCAGCAGCAGCCCCUCAUGGGGGGGGGAUGGUUCUUUUUAGCAGCAGGAGUGCAUAGGCCUGCUGUAUUUUUCUAAUUGCUGGGUAUUUAAAAAUAGGUUACAAGUGUUCUACACUUAAAAAAAUGGAAUGUUUGCUUUAUUGGUUACUCACUGUUUAGCAUUUAGAUUAUGGUACAGUGUGCUCAAGUCUUUUGUUUAAAAGCGAAUUUGGGUAAAAUGGUGAUAUACAGUCCUGUUAUGUUGAUGUGUUUUCCAUUCCAAGGCAACAUGAAGAGGACUGAUUUUGAAGUGAGCCAGGAACAAAACAAUCAGGGUGUGAAUAGGUUUGAAUAGGAAGCCAUUCCCUUUUGGUUUUAUGGCCUGGUUAUAUUUUGGAUUUAACAUAAAAUGGAAAAUGACAGAAACAGUCCCUAUGCGUUUAUUUCCAUGGGGACCCUUAAUUUCAUGGGCAUGCCCAUGAAACUAGGAACUGUUCUAACUGGCGCUUAGGGCUUAUUUUAGAUACUGGAGUGUAGCUUUAUUACAGAUGGAUUUUAUCUCUAAACAUUUCAUUUUGAUCAACUUUGUAUAUUCAUGUGUAUUAAAAUACUGUGCACUAAAUGUUUCCCCUGGUUUGCUGUUACCUGGUCAAAGCAUUUGCCAGCACCAUUGUGAUUAGCUCAUGCAAAUGGCAUGGGUCAGAGAAAAUUAUUGCCUAUUUUUCUGCCUAAUUAAAUUUCUGUUUUCUAGUAUUA
Molecule: messenger RNA, 4559 nt
Organism: Nannospalax galili (Upper Galilee mountains blind mole rat)
Lineage: Eukaryota; Metazoa; Chordata; Mammalia; Rodentia; Spalacidae
Gene: Usp46
Product: ubiquitin specific peptidase 46
Exons: 10
Coding region: 598-1350 (250 amino acids)
Biological process (GO): protein deubiquitination
Cellular component (GO): cytosol; nucleus
Molecular function (GO): cysteine-type deubiquitinase activity; cysteine-type endopeptidase activity
Source: RefSeq, a predicted model, not a curated record